Molecule: messenger RNA, 1290 nt
Organism: Suillus paluster
Lineage: Eukaryota; Fungi; Basidiomycota; Agaricomycetes; Boletales; Suillaceae
Exons: 1
Coding region: 1-1290 (429 amino acids)
Biological process (GO): DNA integration; DNA recombination
Molecular function (GO): DNA binding
Source: RefSeq, a predicted model, not a curated record
AUGUCACCGCUCUGCCCCUCCUGCGCAGCCAAAGAACGCAUUUUCCGCUGGCUCGGCAUCAACACGCCACCAUCAUCCACAAUUGAACACACUAUCAUACAAUUCCUCACCAACAUCUCCAACCAAGCCUUGCUACGAGAAACGACUAGCUACGGAUUGGGCUUGAGAAAAUUCCAUGUAUUCUGCAACAUCUUCCCCAUUCCAAAAGCCAACUGUCUGCCAGCAUCAUUCAAAUUACUGCACUCAUUCGCCCUUUGGGCUGUUUCUGACCCCUCCACAGCAGAACUAUUCCUGAAGUCAGCAACAACUGAAACAGUGCCCUUCGAGCCAGUUUCUGUGUCAGUUGCAAGAAAGUACCUUUCCACAAUCCAUGCCUGGCAUCUGGCACAAGGAUGGCCACCUCCGCUAUCACCAGAACAUUUCACACGGAUAAACUGGUCACUUGGCAGGAUGGAGAACUUGCAAGGAACAUGCCGCAGACCAGUCAGACCCCCAAUCACACUCCAUAUGCUAACCGCCAUCAAAGCCAACCUAUGGACAGAUCAGCCAUUCAAUGCGUGCAUAUGGGCAAUGUCCAGCUGCGCCUUCUUUGAAAUGAUGCAAUUCAGGAAAGUUGCAGUCAAUGCUCAUGUGAGUUUCAACAAAUCGAAACACAUCACACGAAAAGACGUUCACCUUGGAUUCGAUCUGACCGGGAAGCCUUAUGCCAGGCUCGAUCUACCACGAGCCAAGACAGCAAAGUCGGGAGAAACUCAAUCCAUCUUCAUCAUGGAACAAGGGGAGCUCUGCCCGAUCCAAGCACUGUGGAAUUUAGCAGAGGUCAUCCCAGCACUACCGGACGACCCAUUAUUCUCAUGGAGGGACAGCAAAGGGCUCAUUCACCCAAUGGUCAAGACUCGCACCAUCGAAAGAAUCAACAGCAUAUUGACUGCCUGGAAUUGGGGAACGACUUUUGGACAUUCAUUCAGAAUUGGUGGUGCCUCGUUCUACCUCGCUAACAAAGUAGACUUGGAGAUAGUGCACAUAGCUGGUCAAUGGAAAUCCCUAGCAUACAAGACUUACAUCAGAGCAUUCAAGCAAGUCGCAACUGUUAAGGUCAUGCUCAAGGGAAAGACUACUCAAAGGGCUUCGGCUUCAGCUUCAGCUUGUGUGCUGCGCCCCUUACCCGAGUAUGUGCCCUUAAUUUCUGGUGGGCAGAGGGGAAGUCCAAUGGAAGUCCGGGGGAGUUCCAAAGGACAAACAUCGGUGGAGUUCGGCAGAACUCCAGAAGACUAUGUGGGAAUGGAGUAA